Hypanus sabinus (Atlantic stingray) is the source of this 4116-nucleotide messenger RNA. It is a transcript of the gene tsen2, whose product is annotated as TSEN2 tRNA splicing endonuclease subunit. The transcript is spliced from 12 exons. The record is from RefSeq and is a predicted model, not a curated record. Gene Ontology annotation, biological process: tRNA splicing, via endonucleolytic cleavage and ligation; tRNA-type intron splice site recognition and cleavage. Gene Ontology annotation, cellular component: tRNA-intron endonuclease complex. NCBI's taxonomy places the organism in Eukaryota, Metazoa, Chordata, Chondrichthyes, Myliobatiformes, Dasyatidae. Bases 684 to 2033 code for a protein of 449 amino acids. Gene Ontology annotation, molecular function: nucleic acid binding; tRNA-intron lyase activity.
AAGCUGGACUGUGGGGAAGGGAUGUUGCAUACUUGUGAUAGGUGGAGAAAGGGGAAAAAGAGCGAGAGGUGGAUGGGAUGGAAUCUUUGUUGAGAAUUAGUUGAUGAAGAGUUGGGUAAUCCCAGGAGCUAAAGGAUAAACAACUAUGACAGGUGUAGUUGUGAAGUAGAGCAUGCUUAGUCUUGAGACUGAGCUAGAUAAGUGUGGUAGGUGGGAUCGUCAACAGAGGAGACCUCGGAAGCCUAGAUCACCAUAUGCAUCAGUACAAUGAGGACCUCCUCACUCUCCCCCCCCCCCAACAAUUUUGUGAUUUUGUCAUAAUAGCACAUAUAGUCAUCUGAGAUUUUAAUAAUAAGGCUGAUGUCUGGACGAACUAACCAGAAAUCCAAUUUAAAUCCUAACUUAACAGCGAUAACAUUUUUAAACUCAAAUAUCCGGAAGUUGUGAAGAUAAUUGAUCUUUUUUCUAGUCCAUUUCACUAAAUAUUGUGAAGAUAAGAUACUUUGCUGAGGUCUGGGUUUUUAAUGGUGUACUGUACCAAAAUUGUGGCUUAUCAAGUAACUCUGCCGACUUGACCAUGCUAUGUGUGUAUUGGAAAACGUUUGACGUGCUGCCUUUUCAUUUCUGGUGUCCUGUUGAUACCACCUGUUACCUGAAGUUACUCUAAAGGACUCCUUUGUACAAUGGCGGAAGCAGUAUUUCAAGCACCAAAAAGAAAGAGAAGAGUGUACGAGUCUUAUGAAGCGCCUUUUCCCUUGUUAACUGAAGAAGGCACCAUUUCAAAUGAGCAAGAACAUCAUUAUGCUGAAAUGAUAAAUAACAAUGUAAUUGUGAGAAAGCCAGAGAGCAUACAGACCCUGUAUGGAAAGGGUUAUUUUGGAAAAGGGGUGCUCUCAAGAAGCAGACCAGAUUACAAUAUUUCAGAACCUGCCUUACUUGCCAAAUGGAAAGAUGCCAAUUCUCUGCACCUGCCUAUAAUAUCAGCAACAAAGUUUCAGCAUCAUGUAGACUGGGCUAGAAGCCUCCUGCAAGCACAAGGGUUGGAGGACAGUUUAAUUGAGAAGAUGCUUGAAAAUUACAUAAAAUCAAUUGACUUGUCUUGUAAUGAAAGAAACAGUAAAUCCAGUGAUUGUUCGCAGGACCCUACAACUGAAACUGACUACGUUGAGAAGCCCAGAGGAACAGAAAAUGGAGUAAAUCAUCCUGAAAUAUGCCGUCAAAAUAAGGAACAUUGUUUGGAAGGGGAUGCUCCUUGUGAUUCUUUAGCAGAUAUUGACAGUGAAGCUGUUGACAGGGAAGAUCUAGUAAAUACCCAUUGUCCCAGACAUGGUGAUUUCAUCAUUCACUGUGGCUGCCAUUAUAAAGAUAUUACGAAAGAAACUCACCAAGAUGAUUCAAUUCAAGAUGACAAGUUUUCUACAGAACAUGAAUAUGUACUAGUGGUAGAAAAGACUCAAGGAUUGAAUAGUGAGAUGACAGAAAGGUUGGUCUGCAAGAGGAACCCCUUCAAGGUUAUUGAGUAUCUUCAGCUCAGUUUGGAAGAGGCUUUUUUCCUUGUUUAUGCCUUGGGAUGUUUAACUGUUUAUCACAAUGAGGAGCCUCUGACUAUUGUAAAAUUAUGGGAAAUAUUUAGUGCAAUUCAGCCUGGCUUCAAGACUAAUUACAUGGGCUAUCAUUACUUUCGAAGUAAAGGCUGGGUGCCAAAAACUGGAUUGAAGUAUGGGACAGACCUUUUGUUGUAUCGAAAAGGACCUCCAUUUUAUCAUGCAAGUUAUUCAGUAGUGGUUGAAAUGGUUGAUGACAGUUGUCAGGGCUCUCAACGCCGGCCUUUUACCUGGAGGUCACUUGCCGGGUUGGUUCGAACAACUACAAAUGUCUCUAAGGAACUUCUGUUAUGCUACUUGAUUAAGCCAUCAAAUAUGACUGAGGAAGAAAUGACAUCACCAGAAUGUAUGAAGAAAAUUAAAGUUCAGGAAUUGAUUGUAAAUCGCUGGAUUUCUUCCCGAGAACGCACUGAUCAGGAGGAGUUGUAGUUUUUUGCAUGUUGGGAUCAAAUAAAUUUAUUUGGAACCAUGGCAAGAACAAUUCAAAAAAAAAAGCAAUAAAAUUUGGAACAAGAUUGUUUUUUUAAAGCUGUGAUUUCAUUUGUAAAUGCUGUGCAACUUUGCUAUCCAGGAUCCCAGGAAUGUGAUGGUAUUAGGCUAGUAGAUCUUUUGGAUUACUCAGACUCUUUAUUAUCUCAACGCAUAUAAUUUGUUUUUUUUAUAUGCAUGCUACGCAAUAAUAUAUUUUCCAUUGAACCCAGGGAGUUUAAAGGGAGCAAGAUGUUGAACCCCAGUAAAGUUUAGUUUGUUCUCAACCUGAAUCUUGCUUCAACCACACAUCCAGGCACUACAGUUCGCAAUCUUGCAAAUUGUGAGUAGUGAGUCCAGGGAUUGCAAGAAUUUUGUGCAGUAAUAAGUGAGCUGAAAGACAAAUGGUCUCAUAACAGAUUGAGUUUUAUUAAAUUUGCAAUACUUCAUUUGUAAUGUAAAAAUAUGCUAACUUAAGAUGUGUUUAAAACUUUUUUAAAUCAGAAGACGAAUUAAGGUAAAAUGAAAGUGCGAACAUCAAUGAAAGAUUUGCAUUUGAAAUGUGACUUCAUCUUCUAAAUACUGAUCACAUUAUUUCCUGUACUGAUCUUUGCUAUUUUUAAACUCUUUGUACAUUUGAACAAGUCAAAUAUUGUUAAGUCUAGGAAAAUGAUUGAUUGAAACUAAUUCUUUCUGAGAAAUUGGCGAAUAAACAUAACAUGAAGCCACUGCAAAAAUCACCAAAUUAACUACACUGCAGCACUGAGACUUCAUUCACACCGGUACAUUACAUUAUAAUUGCAACUGUUAACUUAUACUCACAGAUUAGAGUUUAUACAUCACAUUUAUUUUUCAUGAUUAAUCCCUUCGUUCCACACUGCCGCGCAGCCACAAUUACACUGGUUUCCUCUUUUUACUCGAACACUCAAUGGAAACUUUUUGAAAGCUGAUCUGUCUGUCGUGAGCUAUGUGAAAGACAGCCCUUGUGACUGAGGCAGGUCAAAUUCUGAUUUUAAAUCUGUUUAAAUAUUUACAAAGCAAUUGGAAAAAUCCUAAUCUGAAAGACUGUUAUAUUAGUAUUAUUACUUAACCAGACUAAAAUAUAAUUUUGCUUCAGGUAUCCUUUUAGCAUCUAUCCUUAAAUUACACAAGAACUGGGUAGAUUUGUCAUACUAAGGACGUAGAAUAAUUCUUUACAAAAUUAAAAUAAAACAAUUCUUUACAUAAGGACAGAAUAGAUUUAGCUUUUAAAUUCCUCUCUGUGAAGGAUAUUUUCCUAUGAACCUAGGAGUUGUGAUUAAAACAAAGAUCGAUUGAUUGGCGAUAGGGUUUUUUGUCAUUUAGAAAUGAAUGUUAAUCAUUCUUGCAAAUUGGAUUGCUGCAAUAUUUUAGUUAUUUGGCAAAUGGAGAUGUAUCAUAGUUAUUUGGAGAUGUAUUUCUCCAAAACCCAGGAAAUCAUUCACUCAAAUUACUGAAGAAUAAUGGUUUAUUUUAAUCGUGGAUUUGUUUUUGAAUUUCACAGUUGGCCUUCAUUGCCAGCAGUCCAUUUCUUCAGGGGUCCUCUCAUUUGGUUCCACAUGAGUUUUCCAAUCUUGCUUCCCAAAAUUAUGGCUGUGUGCCUCAGAGUAAAAUGAAGGCGUGAUUUUAUGGCCUUUGUAUCUCAAUCCCUGAGUCCAUGGACUCCCAGAGUGCUUGUACCAGAUGGUGAAUGUUCUGUUUCUUUCUGUAAAUCAUGGUCAAAGCUACCACGUUUGAAGUAGAAGAAAACGUAAUAUUCACAGCGAAUCAGCCACUCAUUCAAAUAGGAUGCAUCCUUUAGUUAGCUGAGAAAGAUGUUGCACUAUUAACAAUACAGGUCAGAUGCCAAAGCACUGUAGAUUGUAACUGAUACACUGCAAUCAAUUAUUUUAUAAUGGUAGGAUAAAUCUUAGAAGUGCAUGUCAGUCACUUUAAUGUUGGUACAGGUACCCCCCCCCCCCUUUACAAAGGUAGAGUGUUCCUAUGAAACCUUUCUUAAGCCGAAAUGGCGUAAAGUGAAGAACCA